This is a messenger RNA of Mytilinidion resinicola, 2188 nucleotides long. Its product is annotated as Lethal(2)denticleless protein. The transcript is spliced from 3 exons. The record is from RefSeq and is a predicted model, not a curated record. Gene Ontology annotation, biological process: proteasome-mediated ubiquitin-dependent protein catabolic process. Gene Ontology annotation, molecular function: protein-macromolecule adaptor activity; protein binding. Gene Ontology annotation, cellular component: nucleus. The coding region runs from base 1 to 2052 and encodes 683 amino acids. NCBI's taxonomy places the organism in Eukaryota, Fungi, Ascomycota, Dothideomycetes, Mytilinidiales, Mytilinidiaceae.
AUGCCUCCCUCAUCGCCACUCGGCCCGCCGUCGAGUACGGGCAGCAGGAAACUAAAGAAACCACCCCCAAUCACGCCGAAACGAUUCACCCGCUUCUUUACGCCGCGUUCUUCGGUCCAUGGGUCCUCUCGAUUCUCCUCGCUGAGCAGAUCUGGACGCCAACUUCAAGAUAUUACACGCACUGUCAACCGUCGCAACAAUGUUCACAACCAGACUCCCAGGAAGACUGUCAACUUUGCCGACCUCCCCACCCCACCCAACGACCACAUAGUCACACCUCAGAGGGAUAGCAGAAAGCGAAAGUUGUCGUACCUUUCACCCGAAAGCUCGCCGAUACAGAGCUCGCCAAUACAAUCAAGCCCAUCGAAACGCGUCCGAACUGUCUCUCAUCAGUUCACCAUACUAGAGGACAUAGAAGCAGAGCUGGAAACACAAGCUCCAUUUCUUGAAGAAGAUGACCGUCCUCGACCACAGCCAAUUAGGCGGUCAAGGGCCCUCGGAAGCACUGCUCGGAUCCUACAGAGAUCAUUUGGUGGUGCCGCCACUAUCGGACGGGGCGUUCUCCAGGACAACUGCACUCGCUGGCAAGAUCAUACUGCCAACUUCUCCACCAGUCCGACAGACCUGCUACGUUUACCCAAUAGUGCGGUGCCCUUCUGUACUGCCUCUUGCAAUACAAACCCAUUCGUCGCGAUCGGAGAUGAGGACGGCUAUGUUCAUCUCAUAGAUACAGAAGAGUCUCACGCCUCGUUUUCCAAGCCUCACAUAUCUGUCCGUCUGCACAAUAAUGCAGUCAUGGAUCUAGCUUUUUCGUCGGAUGACUUGCUUUUAGCUACAGCUUCGGGCGAUCAAAGCGCCCAGAUUAUGGACGUUUGCACGCAGAAAUGUGUGCACGUCCUAGCCAAACACACGUCGUCUGUCAAGCAAGUUUGCUUUCAACCUGGUGACGACAAGGUGAUAGCUACUUCCGGUCGUGAUGGCACAGUUCAGAUUUGGGACUUGAGGUGUAGCGGCUCCUCCGACGUACUCACCUCCACGUACGACGACAACGCUCCCUUUGCAAGCACAAUUCGCACCAUUGCUGGGGCACACGCAAAUAACGUGUUCGCCGGUGGUGCGAGCAUGACAUCAGGUGCCAAAAGUUUCAGGGACUCUGGCAAGAAAGAACCAUCCUCUCGAGAUAUAUCUGUCACCGCCUUGGCUUUUCUGCCUCGUGGCCGAUCACACAUGCUACUCACAGCCUCUGAUGCAUCUACCACCGUUAAGCUGUGGGAUAUACGGGGUCGGUACUCGCGACGAGGACCACCCACGCCCAUUUCCGUAACGAAGGAACCCGAGUCGCACAUUCGACACCGACGUUGUGCCAUCAAUUCCUUGACACUAAAUACCGAUGGCUCCAGAUUUUAUGUGUUAAGCAAAGACCACACGAUCUACGCUUACUCCACUAGCCAUUUGGUACUGGGACACGCACCGGAGUUCAAUACCUCUGAUUCAACGAGGCAAAGGUACAUGAGCGCUGGAAAGGAGGGACUUGGUCCAAUGUACGGUUUCAGGCACCCUGAUCUGCAGGCUGGCAGUUUUUACGUCAAGACUUCCUUGCGCAAAGCUUCUGGGGAUAAAUCAGAGCUCCUGGCUGUUGGGAGCUCGAAAAAGUCACCCAUUCUCUUUCCUACUGACGAGUCCUUCCUUCGACGGGAACCACAACAUCAAGACGAUGAUUCGGACGAACUACCUCUGGCAAGAUCGAGCUCACGUUCACCGUCUACGAGGCCAAGUUUGAUGAGGACUUCUAGCGGAACAGUGUCCUCAACACGGGAUACCAUCCCGAUAUACCAACAUGGUACGCCUCUUAUCCGAGGGCAUGAACAUGAAGUCACAAACGUGGCGUGGACCACAGAAGGGUCUUUGGUCAGUGUUGGAGACGACUUCACCUCUCGAUGCUGGCGGGAAGGACCUCGGGCACGAGAGUUGAGGCUGAGUGGAGAGUCGGGCGGCCAACGAUGGGCGUCGGGGUGGGCCGAUGUGGCUGGUGGCUUCGAUGACGAUGAGUAGUGUUUUCUCUAAAUACCCAUCAUGCGUUUAGCGUUGCUGUAACCUGCAAUAAGCAGCGGAAAGGCGUUUGGCUGGUUCGAGGGGGACGGAGUCCGAUUGCGGCCAAGUUAAUGUGGGUAUACAUGAAUACACCUGC